AUGAAGCUGUUCUGGUCGUGGAUACGAGUGUGGGGCUUUCUGAUGUUUGUGGAAAUCUUGUGGAUUCUACCCACCAACCAGGAUCAGUUGCCAAGACCUGAGGAUGUGCAGCUGGCUGAGGACUAUCUCCAGAGAUUCUACAACCUCCAGCCCAGAGGAAGAAAAAUGGUGAGAAGAGCCAGGCUGAUGUCACCUAUGGAGGAAAAGAUCAGAAAAAUGCAAAAGUUCUUUGGUCUAGCAGAGACAGGCCACCUGGACUCUCAAACUCUGGGCGUGAUGAAGGAGCCACGGUGUGGAGUUCCAGAUGUGGAAAACUUCAGUUUUUUCUCUCAGAAGCCUAAAUGGAAGAAGCACACCAUCACUUACAAGAUUGCAAAAUACACCCCGGAUAUGAAGAGAGAGGAUGUAGAAAACUCUUUUCUUUCAGCCAUGAAGAUGUGGAGGGAUGCUACUCUGCUGCGCUUCAUCAAAGUCAACCAAGGCAAAGCUGAUAUCGUCCUCUCCUUUGCUCGCAGAACUCAUGGGGAUUUUUUUCCAUUUGAUGGACCCCGCGGUGUGCUGGCUCAUGCUUUUCAGCCUGGAGAGGGGAUAGGCGGAGAUGUGCACUUUGAUGAGGAUGAAACCUGGACAGCUGGGUCGGGGAAGCAAGGUUACAGCCUAUUGGCGGUUGCAGCUCAUGAACUUGGCCACUCUUUAGGUUUGUCUCACUCAAACGAUCCCACUGCCAUCAUGUACCCUAAUUACAAGUAUUACAGCAGUACAAAGUGCUCUCUAGCUGAAGACGAUGUUCUUGGAAUCCAAACACUCUACGGGAAGCCCACUAAAAAUGUGGAACCACCAAUAAUCUCCAGAAAAAACUCCAGAAAGUGUGACCCUAACUUUACUCUUGAUGCAGCAGCUGUGAUUGGAAAUGAGAUUGUUUUCUUUAAAAAUAGGGACAUGUGGAUGAGGACAACAUGGGUGACAUCUUGGAAUCGGUUGACAGAGGGCCACAUCAGCACAUACUUACCUGGCAUUAGCUCUCACAUCGACGCCGCUUACGACGUCCCUGCUAAAGGCAUUGCGUACAUAUUCACUGGUCCUAAGUAUUGGGUUGUUAAGCAGCUUAAGACCAAAAGUCACGCUCGCUCCAUUUACGAGUACGGCUUCUCCUCCAGAGUCAGGCAGGUGGAUGCUGCCGUGCACGUCGGAGAAUAUGGGAAAACAUUCUUCUUCAUAGGGGAGGUUUAUUACAGGUACGACGAGCUCAGAAGAAGAAUGGACCCUGGUUUUCCUAGAGUCAUACGCUCAGACUGGCACGGCAUCUCAAGAACAGUUGAAGCUGGAUUUAAGUUACAUGACAGCAUCUAUCUCUUCAGUGGGACAAAAUCCUACCAGUAUGACUUCAGACAAAAGCGAGUGGUGAACAGAAUUUCAGCGAAUGCAUGGCUGGGAUGCUGAUCCAGCAGAUCCAUCAGUGGGACGAAUGAAUGAUGUAUCAUGUCAUGUGUUGUUGUUCUGCAGUUUUAUCAAAUAGCAGAAUGUCUUAUGCUGGGAUGGUUUUAUGCUAU
Messenger RNA from Thalassophryne amazonica, 1550 nucleotides. RefSeq names its product matrix metalloproteinase-20-like. Gene Ontology annotation, cellular component: extracellular matrix. NCBI's taxonomy places the organism in Eukaryota, Metazoa, Chordata, Actinopteri, Batrachoidiformes, Batrachoididae. The record is from RefSeq and is a predicted model, not a curated record. The transcript is spliced from 10 exons. The coding region runs from base 1 to 1440 and encodes 479 amino acids. Gene Ontology annotation, molecular function: zinc ion binding; metalloendopeptidase activity. Gene Ontology annotation, biological process: collagen catabolic process; proteolysis; extracellular matrix organization.